Lolium perenne is the source of this 3330-nucleotide messenger RNA. RefSeq names its product protein FAR1-RELATED SEQUENCE 5-like. The record is from RefSeq and is a predicted model, not a curated record. Gene Ontology annotation, biological process: regulation of DNA-templated transcription. Lineage: Eukaryota; Viridiplantae; Streptophyta; Magnoliopsida; Poales; Poaceae. Gene Ontology annotation, molecular function: zinc ion binding.
GCACAGGGUGGCAGCCGUUGGAUAUAAGGAGUUCUGAUUCAACUCAUGUCCAGAUCAAAUACCCAGGAGCACUUUCACUAAACGGCCGUUUGAGCUCCGUGAUCGCAUGCACGAAAAAAUGCUGCCACAACUUUCCCACACCAUUUUUACAUCAUUCCACACAUUCUAUCGGCAACGGUGCUGACCACCCGUCUUGUGGAUUUACAGCUUUUUUUAGUGCUUUUGACAAAUUGUAUCGGCGACGGUAGACUUUGACAUGUGCCAGCGCCAUACCGUAUGUAAAGUGUCGUUUUUUACUUGUUUUCACACAUUGUAUCUGGAACGGUGGUGAUCACCCGUUGUGUGGGAUUUUAUACCUUUUUACUGCUUUUGACACAUUCGACCGGUGACGGUAACCUGUGGCAGGUGCUAGCACCACACCGUGUGCAAUGUGUAGUUUUUUACCUGUUUUCACACAUUGUCUUCGGCGCGGGUGGAUUUAGCGAAAAAAUUCUGCCACAGGGAAGGCCGUGGUGUUUGCUAAACAUUAGACGUUGCUAGAUGGUGGUGCAACUAACCGUAGCAUCUAGCAAAACACGUUGUUACAUUAUAGUUCUUAUCUCUUUUUUGGUUCAGCUAAUACAAAACUUUCCUUCCGAGCAAAAGAUCUGUGGCUUCGCGAUGCCGUCUGCUGCGCCGGCAGACGGGUGGUUACUCUCACACAAAUUUUGCUGUCUUCCUGCCCCUAUGGAAAUUCUAGCAAUAAAUUUUCCACUCAAAAAUGGUAGACUUUCUUAUUUUUCAGGUUGCCGUGCGGUCCUAGGCUUCCAGCCGCUUGGAAUUACGGAGCAGUUGAGAAGGCUUUACGUGAAUCAGGUGGUAGGGGAGAUGGUUGCAUUUUUCUCCCACGGGCAGGACAAGUUUUCCAGACGAUUGAAGAGGCAUACGAGUUCUUCAACAUGUACUCCUGGGAGGUUGGUUUCGGUAUCAGGUAUGGGCGCAGUAGGAUCAACGGCUCCAGCAUCCGAACCAGGAAGGACAUCGUUUGUUCUUGCGAGGGGAGGGACAAAUCUGAGGCGACCAGGUCGGCAAGGUGCGACUGCCGUUGCAUGCUGUCGUUGCUAAGGAGCGACGACGACUCAUGGUUUGUAAAAAAAUUCGCACCCGAGCACAACCAUUCCAUGUCUGUCUCGUGUGGCGAAAAAAGGAGGUGGCCGUCUCACAGUAGAAUAGACGGGGGUACAAGGGACCUUGUUCGCCACCUCCGUGCAAACAAUGUGCAACUAUCCAGAGUGUGUUCAAUAGUCGGCACAGUUCACAAAACUGAUUCGUAUGUUCCAUUCAGCCGUCAGUCUGUCCGUGCUAUGUGUGCUAAACUAGCCCAGGAAUCAAUUGAUGGUGACAUGUCGAAAACGAUUGAAGUUUUUAACAUGAUCAAAACCAGAGACCCAGGGUUUAUCGUGGCAAUGGAUUUGGAUGAAAAGAAGAGGGUUAGAUCUUUGCUUUUUGCCCACGGUACAAGCAGAAAAGACUAUGCUUCAUUUGGAGACGUGGUUACUUUCGACACCACCUAUAGGACCAAUUUAUAUAACCUGCCUUUUGGUCUUUUUGUCGGUGUAAACCACCAUUUUCAAAGUGUUGUUUUUGCCGGUGUUCUGCUAACCGAAGAAACCAUCGAUGCAUUCAAGUGGACGUUCCGUAAUUUUGUGGCUGCAAUGGGUGCUGACGCUCCGAAGACUAUCCUGACUGACCAGUGUCACCAAAUGAGGGUUGCAAUAGAUGCCGAGCUACCCUUAACACGCCAUAGGUGGUGCAAGUGGCAUGUUUUGCGCAAGGCGAAGGAAUCUCUUGGGCCGGUAUAUAGCAAGAACUCACCGUUCAAGAGAGACUUGCAUGAAUUGCUUGACAUAAUUGUUGAUGUUGAGGAGUUCGAGACAAGAUGGUCAGAAUUAAUCACUGGGUACUCACUACAAGACAACGAGUUUCUAUGCAGAGCUUACGACAACAGAGAAAUGUGGGCAAAGCCAUAUUUUACCAGCACUUUCUGCGCUGGCAUGACAAGUACCCAGCGGAGUGAGAGCGCUAAUCACGUCCUAAAAACUUAUAUCCCCCGGUCAGCUCCGAUGCACCUGUUUGUGACACAAUACGACCGGCUGAUAACGGACCGGAUUGCAGAGGAAGGCAGGGAGCAACACGCGACGAAACAGGUGAGCUAUCUACUUCGGGCGGGAGUGCCGAUCGAGAAGCAUGGAACACGUGUGUACACUCGCACGAUGUUCGAACGUUUUUACCGUGAACUCUUCAGGUCUAGUGCUUUCACAUGCCGAGAGGAUGGUGGUCCGAACAGAUUCGUAAUGGUCUACGCCCGAGCAAGCGCCUCCAAUCCAGCUGGUAGGCAGGAAUAUGUUGUUGAUUCGAAUGAAGAACGGACGGAAUUCUUUUGCGUGUGCAAAAGCUUUGAGCAUUGCGGUAUCCCUUGCCGACACGUGCUGAAGGUCCUCGUUCACAUAGGUGCCGUGGAGAUUCCGUCUAGCUUGAUUAUGAAGAGGUGGACCACGGAUGCUAGAGAAGGAGUUGAAUCCGCCAUCCCUGGAUUGGACGAGGCUGUAGCGGCAAGUGCGGACAGCACGUCAAUGCAUGGAAUGCUGCACGCUGCAGUGAUGGAGUUGGUCGUAAUGGGGACCACAUCAAGACAGGCGUUCGAGGUCACGGUGGACUAUGUUAGCCAUGCAAAAGCUGCGAUUUCUGCUAUGAAGGUUGAUGCCCCGGUGAAUGUUGGGUUCUCGGUACAAUCUACCGAACUUGCAGGGGAAGAUGUGUUGCAGUUUGACUCUGGCGUAGCUGCUCCACCACGUGUGCGGUCAAGGGGCCGUCCGAAGGAGUUGAGGUUUAAAUCACCAAUAGAAUCUCCAGGUGGAAGCAAACGGCCUACGAACCUGAAGAGGAGCAUGAAGAGCUCUGGCGACGAUGCUCCACGGAGAUCCACCCGUUUUCUGAAGACUGGAGUUUAUGUCAUUGAGCAUUGUGGUUCUUGCGGCUUGUCGGGGCACCGCACAUCGGAAUGUGCGGAAGAAGUAGAGGACGAGCAAGGUGGCGCGGUCAGGAGGCGGUGCAAGAGCUGUGGCGAGGUUGGCCACAACAGAUCCACAUGUGGGAGGAAGUCAACAUAUGUGCCAAAAGUAGUUUUGAGUUGAACUAUUUUUUUACGAGGCGCCUGUUGUAAUAUUUCAUGUACCAUGCUGCUGAACGGUAUUAGUUUACUAUAAUUAAUAUGUUUGCCGUUGGAACAAGUUUCAUUUGGAUCCACUUUCCAUUCUUAAACUAACACCCGACAUGUGUGAUUCUAAAAUU